Paramuricea clavata is the source of this 3720-nucleotide messenger RNA. The record is from the annotation of a GenBank genome assembly. Lineage: Eukaryota; Metazoa; Cnidaria; Anthozoa; Malacalcyonacea; Plexauridae.
AUGAUUCUUAUUGCAACAAAGAUCAUUGUUGGCAUUCAUAUCUUGAUAUAUUUUGGUACAAGUCUGGUCGUUUGUAAUAAUGAUAUCCCUUUUUGUCGCAAGCGGUUCAAUGAACUGAGAGAAAACGAGAAAGACUGGCGUAAUCGAUACUUGAACGGUGAAGGUCAAAAUCUUGCUACACUGCGCUGUGAAGCAAAUAAAGAAUACAAUUACGAGAGGAUGUGUAUGUACAAGAAGAUAUGCUUUCAUAUUAAUAAAGGUAACAUUAAACGAAUGAAGACUAUGAAAUGCAGAAUGUUUUUAUUACUCUGAUGUAUCAAAACAGAGAUUUAUACAUGCAUAGUUCCAGGAAAGAAUCUAUAUUUUCGAUUGUGAAAGACAUUUCUUUAAGCUAAAGGGCAACACGCAAACUGACUAUAGAAUAAUUCCAGUAAAGUCCAAAUUCAAGAAAGUAUUUUGUUUUCAUAAUUUCUUUUAAAACAUAUGGAAAUCAAUAUAGGGUCUGCUCACACAAUUAUCUUCUUUCUUUAAAUUGAUUGUAGUUCUGUAGGAAUUCAGAAGGUGCAACAAGUGUCUCUAUAUAAUUUUUCUACUGCUUUUCUAGUCUAUAGCAGUUUUAAAUAUUUGUAGUAAUGAUAUAGCAAUGAUAAAUAUUUCUAGUUUUGUCCACGAAACAAAAAUGUAAGGGGAUGACUUACAGUUCCUUAAGUCGUUCGCCAAAGAUUUCAGAAAUUGGUUCCUGGCGUUUCCAAAUUUUAUGCUUUCGAUAAAUGUUAAAUGUGUGUAAACAUUGUCUUUGACACACAUUCACUCUUAAACAAAAUAAGUAAAUAGCUUUUUAUAGUUAAAGAGUAAAAUAUAAUAAAAUAUGAAUUUAUGUUCUCUUGCUAAACAUUUAUUGACUUAGUUACAAAUAGUCUGUGCUAAUAUGUCGCUCUUUCUGAAGGACUCCCUGCUGAACCCUACUUGCUGAUUAAAUCAACGUCUGAAAUCCACGCCAUUGAUUUGACAACCCCAAAGACAACUGUGGCAACCCAAACGACAAAUAUCGCAACCCUAAAAACAACUGUUGCAACCCUAAAGACAAAUGUCGCAACCCUAAAGACAACUGUUGCAACCCUAAAGACAAAUGUCGCAAUCCUAAAGACAACUGUCCCAACCCUAAAGACAACUUUCAUAACCCUAAAGAGAACUGUCGCAAUCCUAAAGACAACUGUCGCAAUCCUAAAGACAACUGUCGCAAUCCUAAAGACAACUGUCACAGCAACCCUAAACACAACUGUCGCAAGCCUAAACGCAACUGUCGCAGCAACCCUAAACACAACUGUCGCAACACUAAAGACAACUGUCGAAAUCCUAAAGACAACGGGCGCAAACCUAAAGACAACUGCCAAAACCCUAAAGACAACUGUCGCAACCCUAGAGACAACUGUCGCAACCCUAAAGACAACUGUCGCAACCAUAAAGACAACUGUCGCAAUCCUAAUGACAACUGUCGCAGCAACCUUAAACACAACUGUCGCAGCAACCCUAAACACAACUGUCGCAACCCUAAACACAACUGUCGUCAUCAGUGGCCUUGCACGUGGGAGGAUGGAAAUUGACACCGUGGACAACAACUUAUACAUCGCAGACAGCAACAGCAUAUCAAGGGUAAACUUGGUUGACAUGUGCGUAGAAGUCAUUUUACAAAAUUUAAGUGUUGAUGACAUUGCAGUUGACUGGAUAAAACGACGUCUAUACUGGGCUGAAUAUUCAAAAAAGCAGAUUUCCGUAGCGAAUUUGGAUGGAAAAAAUAAAAUUGUGCUAAUGAACACAACGAGUUACCCGUCCGGUAUAGCAAUGGAUCCAACAUGGAGGUAAGUUUAUUGAUUUGAAGAAUUUCUUUAUGGUGUGCUAUAUAUUUGAUGACGAAUUAUUGCGAAUCAUGCCAAGGGCCGUGAAAAUGAGGGGGGGGGGGGAGGACACUGGGGACCGGUGACCCCACUUUUUUGAAAAUACAAAAACGCGGCUUUUUUCAAACGAAAGUGCAUGCCCGUUUUACAUUAUAAAAUGUUCUCUAUUUUAGAUAAAUACAGUAUGUUAGACAAAGUUUGCUAGUUAUUUGGAAGCCUACGAUCGGUCAUAAAAGUUAAGGUGCAAAAAUGCGACCAAAGACGAUUGGAAAUUUUUAAUUUAUGUUGACUUUAACAUCCACAUCUCAUUUAUUUUUUUAUGUUACAUUACUUUUUGUGUAGAAUGCGCAUACGUUGAGGACAAAUUUUAGGACAAAAUCCGGCGUUCAGAAUACAGGAAAUGGCAUUUCCGAGUUCAAAAAUUCAAACGUUUCCUGGGAAACCGAAUCCCCUUUUUGUGCAAGGUCCAGGGCAACGGUAAAACUUCAAAAUGGAUCCGGCCCGGGAGUGCCCUUCCAACUCAGAGCCACCUCCCCACCCGCCCCCUCCACUUUUGAGAUGCUCUUGCGGCCUCAACCUUGUUCCCAGGCUUUUUCCUCUUAGGAAGGAGAUAAUCAUGGCGUUGCGGCAGUUGCGCUAUUUUUCGCUGAGUCGGACCAUACGCAACCGAGAAGACAGGGAUGGCAAAUCGGUAACAUUAGCACUUUGUCCUACGUUUCCAAUCCUUGUCUUCCGAAUUCUGUAUUGUCGGAUUUCUAUGUGGUCUCUAUUCUGUGACAGAGAGAUUAUGUUAAGCCAAUAAGCCAAUAGAUUUUUAAAUGAUGAAUGUACAUCCUCUCCACGAGGUUGAUACUCUUCAUUUAGAUUUCUGUAAUAAUUAAUUCUUUGUAAUUGUUCAUGGCGAUAGUACAAUACAAGUUUUACUUUGCAUAGUUUUCCCGUUUCACUCCUCAUAAUAGUACUGUUAUUUCAUAUUGGGCUUUAUAAUAUUUUCAUAUUGGAAAGAAGUACUUCAGUGCAUUUUCUCUUUCAAAAGCUGUAGGGAGGUAGACAAUUUGUAUUUAUUGAUCAAGACAAUUACGAAAUGAAACGUAUAUAUAAAAGAACAUAUUCACUACCUAACCGGUAAACUCAUAAUAAAAUAUAUACAUUCCACAUUACAUGUGGUUAUAUACAAUCUUUGUAAUCAGUCUCAAAAUUUAUUCUUGAAAUUGAUUACAGAAUAUGUUUGCUAUGGACGUUCGGCAGCAUUUUCCUUAGAAUACAGCAACUUGUAAUUAUUUAGUACCAACUUAUUUAACAAACAGAUCAUCUAAGGAGAAGGAAUUUAGUAAAAACCGGGGCAAAAACAUUAUGAGUUGUACCCAUCUUUUAAUAUUAUCGUUCUUCGUUGCUCCAUAGGUUUUUUUUUUGGACCGAGCCUAUUGCAAAGUUAGUACGGGGAAUACGUUUGGCUCCAAAGUACACAGUAAUGUUGGCAAACCGUAAGUUCUCGGAACCUUACGCUAUUACUGUUGAUUGCACUGAGAAACGAGUUUACUGGCUCGAGAACGAGAUUCAAUCCGGCGUUGACCAUAUUGUUUCAAGUCAAUACAAUGGCGUGGAUCAGAAAACUAUUAUAAGUGGAUUAUUCAAUGAUUAUUUACUGGGCGUACUUGGAGAUUUACUGUACUUCCUGAACAAUGAUCCAUUCUAUGUAAAUGAGAUAAAUAUAUCAAACGGAAAUAUAUCUCGCAAUAUUCUGGUGGACAACAAUUCAUAUUACAAUGAUCUGGUCGUUGUACAUAGCUAUAUACAGCCUCAACAGCGAAUGGGUGAGUUAUAA